This is a messenger RNA of Elgaria multicarinata webbii, 3681 nucleotides long. RefSeq names its product zinc finger DHHC-type palmitoyltransferase 21 (gene ZDHHC21). The transcript has 9 exons. Bases 201 to 1001 code for a protein of 266 amino acids. NCBI's taxonomy places the organism in Eukaryota, Metazoa, Chordata, Lepidosauria, Squamata, Anguidae. The record is from RefSeq and is a predicted model, not a curated record. Gene Ontology annotation, molecular function: palmitoyltransferase activity.
GCCAGAGCGGCGCGGAGUUGUGUAGAUGAGGGUCGGCGGGGCCUCCCACCGGUGGGGCUGUGGAAGUGCUGAAUCAGUAUCUGGAAUCAGGAAUGGACUGGAUGAGACGCAAGAAACUGAAGCUUAAUCCUGACAAGAUGGAGAUUCUGUAGGCGCAUUAUUUUCCUUUCUGCUUGGGUCAAGCUGUCUUCAGAUUAUGUAUGAUGGGACUACGAAUUCACUUUGUUGUUGACCCUCAGGGCUGGUUCUGUAUGGGCCUGAUUAUCUUUGUCUGGCUUUUCAACACACUCUUCGUUCCAAAAAUUAUCCUUUUCCCGCACUAUGAAGAGGGACAUAUAUCAGCAGUUGCAGUACUUUGUUACUACAUAUUUGCAGUGUUCUGCAUUGUCUCAUUACUGAGAGCUUCUGUAGCAGAUCCAGGAAGAUUACCAGAAAGCCCAAAGAUACCAAUUACAGAAAGAGACUUUUGGGAGUUAUGUAACAAAUGUAAUAUGAUGAGACCGAAGCGUUCCCACCACUGCAGUCGAUGUGGACACUGUGUUAGGAGAAUGGAUCAUCACUGUCCAUGGAUUAAUAACUGUGUUGGUGAAGAUAAUCACUGGCUGUUUUUGCAGUUAUGUUUCUACACAGAGCUCCUCAGUUCUUACACACUCCUACUAGAUUUCUGCCACUGUUACUACUUUGAACCACUAAAAAAAGUUAAUUGGGAUCUAUUUGUAUUUAGACAUGAACUUGCCCUGACAAGAAUGUCCACCUUUAUGGGUUUAAUAAUGCUAGUGGGAAUUAGUGGACUCUUUUAUACUCAGUUAAUUGGUAUAUUCAAUGACACUACAAGUAUAGAAAAACUGGCAAACUGUUGUGAAGAAAUAUCGAGACCCCGAAAGCCAUGGCAGCAGACCUUCUCAGAAGUUUUUGGCACUCGCUGGAAGAUCCUGUGGUUUAUUCCUUUCAGGCGAAGGCGACCACUGCGAGUUCCCUACCACUUUGCCAAUCACGUCUAAACAGAUGGAUGGUAGGCACAGAUGGGUCCUCCAUGCUGGAAGUGCAUUGCAGGUUUUGUGAUAAUAGAACUAUGACAGUCCUCAAGUCAAUUAAAAUCUACCCACCAAUCUUAGACGUCACGAUGUGCCCCAGGCUUUAUUUUAAUAAUAAUGAUCUUGAUUCCGUUUUGGGAUUAAUGUACAUUUCUCUGAUUGCUUUUAAAGUGUACUUACUUUCAAAUUAGCUUUAGUACUUGAGCUUACUAACAAACACAAUGAUUGAUCUACAAAUCUUAAAACGUUUUUGUUUUGAUACUAGAUAAUACAAUGAUAUGUUUUGAUAGAAACUCUGUUAUCUACACAGAUCAAAAGGUUUGGAAAGUGUCCUGUCUGCCUUGAAUUUUUUUAAUUCUUUUUUAUUAAUAAUACGUACUGGAUGAUACCCAUUUCCCGCUAAUCUGGUUUAGAACCCACAAUGCCUGCUUUUAUUUAUGAAGCAUAUUAAUUGAGCAGCUCAUCUCCAGAAAAAGUGGCAUUUAAUAGGGAGUGUUUUUAAAGGAAGCGCAAUUGUGUGUCUUAUGUCCUUAGUUUUAUACGGAUAUGUUUUUGUUAUUCUUGUGUAAAAAGAAAAGCCCAACCUACUUAUUACUCUAAAAGGGGGAAAUGUUGUUAUAAAAAAAAUCCUUCCUCAUCUUUGUAAAUGCAAUAAUUAGCCCGAUGUGGUAGAUGUGUUUUAGAAAUGCAUACUGGAAUAUCACAAUCUAGCCGUAGUUAAGCACCUCUGAAGUCCCAUUGGUUUCACUGGGAGAGUGAAUCACCUGCUCAGCUAGUUCCAAAGGGGUAACCAUGUUAGAAUGUUGCAGCAAAAACUGCAGAGCUUUGUAGCACCUUAAAGACUGACCAAUUUAUUCUGGCAUAAACUUUCAUGGAGCUGGGCUGCUGUUUUACUUGAGAGUAAGUCUCAUUGAACUUACUUCUGAGUAAACAUGUACAGGAUUGUGCUAAGUGCUUAAUUUUGGCGGGAUUGUGCCUAUAGUUUUUACUAAUCACUAUAACAUUGUUAUAAACAUAUAAAUGCUAUGUUGUUGCUAUGAUUACAUUUGUUUUGUAUAGUCACUGUUAGAAAUAUUUAGAAUUUAAAUUUUAGGUGUUCAUAGUUUGGGUAAUAUAUGUGGGAGAUAUUUUUUAAAAUAGUAUUUAUUUAGUAAAUAUGGAUGUUAAAGAUAAACGUUAACUACUGAGUAUAAUAUUGUUCUAAUUCAGUAAGUCCAGUAGGUUAUAAAAGGUGCGAUAAACAAGCAUAGACAAUAUUAGAGGUGAUCGAAAUCGUCAUCCGAGUCAUAGAUCUGUGACUGAUAAGAUAUGAAAUCUCCCAAAUUUUUGCAAGAUAACCGUGUUUAAAAACUGCUGUUCAGAAGGUUUAGUCAUGGGACAAAAUCAGCUUGAUGUGGCCUGUGAUCCAGUCUUGUGUGAGAACAACAGUUCACAGAAUCAAGGUGUAGCGUCACAAUGCUCAUGCACGGAUACUGUGGUAAAAUCCCAGUUUCACUGCUGGCACAGAAGGAGUUACUGCAUUACUGUGCUGGAUCUUUUUUCCUGACAUUGCCUUACAGUAGCUACCCCCACCCUCCAGUUUGUUGUCAAGCCAGCCAGGACAUGCAGCCUCUGUCCUUGCACUGCUUCCUUUGUGCCUGCAUGUCCAGCUAUAUCCAGCAGUGAAGCCAAUAGUUACAAGUGCUGGGUAUUGGUAAGUGAUACAUCUCCAGUUCAGUCUUCUGAACUUGCCAUGUUCUAGGCCUUCCUUUAGGCCCAGUUGAAAUGUGGGGCUUCCACAGACAAAUCGCUUAUCUGAGUAGUGCUCCAUAGAGUUUUGCAUAUAAUAGAUUGCAACAUUUGCGUGCCCACAAUCUGCAGCCCACAUGAUGGUGGCAUAUGAAUACUACAUAUGGAUGAGAUGGUACACAGAAUAAGGACUUACUGGAUAUUAACUAGCUCAUCCUUCCCUCCUGCUGUACAAAAAACAGAACCUGUUGUUCUAAACUAUAUCUGACAGAUGUUUAACUUGGUUAUAAAAGCUUUGAAAUGUGGUUAUUAGCAAAUAGUUCCCAUACCUUAAGAACAUGCAGUUAUAGUGCAAAUGAGGCAAUGGUUACUGCUUUGCUGAAACCUGCUACGUACAAAGUUUACACCCUGUCCUGAACAUUGUUUUUCCUGGCAAUUGUGAUUGCCAGGGGGUUGGACUCGAUGGCCUGCUUAUAGGCCCCUUCCAACUCUACUAUUCUGUGAUUCUGUGAUGAUAAUGACUAUGACCCAGCAGCUAUUUCAUGGUUUCCGAUUUCUAUGGCACAGUCACUGGUAUCUUCAUUUUGGUUCUGUGCUUAGUAAAGCAGUAGUUUUAGGAAACCAUACAUAAAUAAAUUAGAGAAUUGCUCUGUGCAAUUUGAUUAAGAAAAGAGAUGAGGGUACUAGUCUUCCAAAAGUCACAAAAGCCUUUUAAGUUUUUUAGAUCCAAUUGGUGUAUUUCUUUUUAAGGGACACAACUGUGGAUUACUUUUUGGCUAGGAUUGUUUGUGAACUGGCUCCUGUAACUUCAUUUAACUCAUUUUAAUUUUAAUCAGAACAGCUGCUCUGUGGGGUAAUGUUUAUUUCUAAUAUUUCUUUCAAAUUGAAGACAUAAAACACUUGAAGCUAAACACAUAAA